This is a messenger RNA of Salvelinus namaycush (lake trout), 3357 nucleotides long. RefSeq names its product electroneutral sodium bicarbonate exchanger 1-like. The transcript has 25 exons. Gene Ontology annotation, biological process: regulation of intracellular pH; bicarbonate transport; transmembrane transport. Lineage: Eukaryota; Metazoa; Chordata; Actinopteri; Salmoniformes; Salmonidae. The record is from RefSeq and is a predicted model, not a curated record. Gene Ontology annotation, cellular component: basolateral plasma membrane; apical plasma membrane; plasma membrane. Gene Ontology annotation, molecular function: solute:inorganic anion antiporter activity; sodium:bicarbonate symporter activity; monoatomic anion transmembrane transporter activity. The coding region runs from base 469 to 3357 and encodes 962 amino acids.
GAGGCCAUCAUUGACCUCGGGAAGACCAGCUCCACCACCAACACCAACUAUGAGACGGAAGACCUGGAGAGCCACAGGGCGGUCUAUGUCGGGGUCCAUGUGCCGCUGGGCCGGGCGAGCAAACGCAGGCACCACCGCAGAAGCCACAAACACCACCGCAAGAGGCGGGAGCGGGAGGAGGACCGCGAGGAGGAGGACCCCACUUAUGACACACCCUCCCAGCGGGUGCAGUUCAUCCUGGGUACCGAGGAUGAUGAUGUGGAGCACGUCCCCCAUGACCUGUUCACCGAGUUGGACGAGCUGUCUUUCAGGGACGGGAGCGCCACUGAGUGGAAGGAGACCGCCAGGUGGUUGAAGUUUGAGGAGGACGUGGAAGAUGGAGGGGAGCGUUGGAGCAAGCCCUACGUGGCCACCCUGUCUCUACACAGCCUGUUUGAGCUGAGGAGCUGCAUCCUCAACGGCACCGUCAUGCUGGACAUGAGGGCCACCUGUAUCGAGGAGAUUGCAGACAUGUUGAUUGACAGCAUGGUGGCGUCUGGCCAGCUGAAGGAGGAGCUGCGUCAGAAGGUGCGUGAGGCCAUGUUGAAGAGACACCACCACCAGAACGAGAGGAAGCUCAGCAACCGCAUACCGCUGGUGCGAUCAAUCGCAGACAUAGGCAAGAAACAUUCAGACCCGUUCUUGCUUGAGAGAAAUGGGCCACUGAUAUCCACGCACUCUGUCCCCAGUAACCUGGAUAGCAGCAGCAAGGCUGGAGACAGGAGGCCCUCCAAAGCUGGGGUCAGUAAAGAUAAGAGCAGUGUGGACUUCAGCAAGGUGGACAUGAACUUCAUGAAGAAGAUUCCUCCGGGCGCUGAGGCGUCCAACGUGCUGGUAGGUGAGGUGGACUUCCUGGAGAAGCCCAUCAUCGCCUUUGUACGCCUGUCUCCCGCCGUCCUCAUCACAGGGCUCACGGAGGUGCCCGUGCCCACCAGAUUUCUGUUCCUGCUACUGGGUCCACACGGGAAAGGCCCUCAGUACCAUGAGAUUGGCAGAUCCAUGGCCACACUGAUGACAGAUGAGAUAUUCCAUGAUGUGGCGUACAAAGCCAAAGACCGGACUGACCUGCUGUCUGGGAUAGAUGAAUUUCUGGACCAGGUGACAGUUCUGCCCCCAGGAGAAUGGGACCCCACGAUACGAAUCGAACCCCCCAAGAACGUCCCAUCGCAGAUGAAGAGGAAGAUGCCCUCCCAGCCCAAUGGGUCGGCCUCACCCUCUGGGGAGAUGUUGGAGGAGGAUGAAGGCCACGGAGCUGGGCCCGAGCUGCAGAGAACCGGACGGAUCUUUGGAGGCCUGGUGAUGGAUAUAAAGCGGAAGGCCCCGUUCUACUGGAGCGACAUCCGGGACUCGUUGAACCUGCAGUGUCUGGCCUCCAUCCUGUUUCUCUACUGCGCCUGCAUGUCCCCUGUCAUCACCUUCGGAGGGCUGCUGGGCGAGGCCACAAAGGGCAACAUAAGUGCCAUAGAGUCUCUGUUUGGGGCGUCCCUCACAGGAGUGGCUUUCUCUCUGUUUGCGGGGCAGCCCCUCACUAUCCUGGGCAGCACGGGGCCUGUCCUGGUUUUCGAGAAGAUCCUCUUUAAGUUCUGCAAGGACUACGGCCUGUCCUACCUGUCUCUGAGGACCAGCAUCGGCCUGUGGACGGCCUUCCUCUGCCUGGUCCUGGUGGCCACAGACGCUAGCUCCCUGGUCUGUUACAUCACCCGCUUCACAGAGGAGGCCUUCGCCGCUCUCAUCUGCAUCAUCUUCAUCUACGAGGCCCUGGAGAAGCUCUUCCAGCUGGGGGAACACUACCCUGUCAACAUGCACAACGAGCUGGACAACCUCACACUCUACUCGUGUCAGUGUUCUCCACCGGCCAACGCCUCCGCUCAGAUCUUGCAGACGUGGAACCAGACCGGACACACACCAGACUCUAUCUCCUGGAACAGCUUCAACGUAUCGAUGUGUAACCUGCUCCAUGGAGAGUUUGCUGGUCCUGCCUGUGGUCACCACGGCCCCUACAUCCCAGAUGUCCUCUUCUGGUCCAUCAUCCUCUUUUUCACCACCUUCUUCCUCUCCUCUUUUCUCAAGGACAUCAAGACCGAGCGAUACUUCCCUACAAAGGUGCGCUCUACCAUCAGUGACUUUGCCGUGUUUCUGACCAUUAUGAUCAUGGUGCUGGUGGACUAUCUAAUGGGCAUCCCCUCUCCUAAACUCAACGUACCCGACCGCUUUGAGCCUACCUCCAAGCAUCGCGGCUGGCUGAUCUCCCCGCUGGGCACCAACCCCUGGUGGACCCUGCUGGUGGCGGCGCUGCCCGCUCUGCUCUGCACCAUCCUCAUCUUCAUGGACCAGCAGAUCACUGCCGUCAUCAUCAACCGCAAGGAGCACAAGCUCAAAAAAGGCUGUGGCUACCAUCUGGACCUGCUGGUGGUGGCGGUAAUGCUGGGUGUUUGCUCCAUCAUGGGCCUGCCCUGGUUCGUAGCCGCCACCGUGCUCUCCAUCUCCCACGUAAACAGCCUCAAGGUGGAGUCGGGCUGCUCGGCCCCAGGAGAACAGCCCAAGUUCCUGGGCAUCAGAGAGCAGAGAGUCACCGGCUUCAUGAUCUUUGUCCUCAUGGGCUGCUCUGUCUUCAUGACCUCCGCACUCAAGUUCAUUCCUAUGCCAGUGCUAUACGGGGUCUUCCUCUACAUGGGAGUCUCUUCACUCAAAGGCAUUCAAUUCUUUGACCGUAUCAAGUUGUUUGGUAUGCCAGCCAAGCACCAGCCUGACCUGAUCUACCUGCGCUACGUUCCCCUGUGGAAGGUCCAUGUAUUCACCCUGGUGCAGCUCACCUGCCUCAUACUGCUGUGGGUCAUCAAGGCCUCCGCAGCCGCCGUCGUAUUCCCAAUGAUGGUGCUGGCCCUCGUCUUCAUUCGGAAGCUUCUCGACUUUUUCUUUACCAAGAGGGAGCUCAGCUAUCUGGACGACUUGAUGCCCGAGAGCAAGAAGAAGAAAGAGGAUGACAAGAAGAAGAAGGAGAGGGAGAAACGGGAGGCCCAGGCUUUAUUGCUCAUAGAAGAACAGGUGGGCGUGAAUGCUGUGAAGGUCCAUUAUGACGGUGGGAACCUGCUCAAGAUCCCAGUCAAAACUCUCUCAGGGAGCUCAUGUGACCUCGGCAAUGUUAAUAUCUCUGAGGAAAUGGCCAAAAGCGGGGCAUGCAAAGCAGUGGCGAUGAGCGCCGACUUCGGCCCAUCUAUGAAGCGUAGCCAAAGCCAGGAGAAGGUGGCCUGUGUUAGAGUCAAUAUGGACACCACCGAGGCAGGAGGGCAGAGUUCAGCCUUGGAGACGGCCUUGUGA